GCGUUUUGUCCUCGUAUAUUAACGAGCGUUUUGUCCUCAGAUAUUAACGAGUGCUUCGAGGGUGAAUUCUGUUUCCCCAGAGGAGAAUGUGUGAACACUCAGGGAUCAUACACGUGUGUGUGUGCUCAGGGAUUCACACUGAGUGACAACAGAACAUCCUGUCUCGAUGUGGAUGAGUGUUUGAAGUCAACUGUGUGUUUGGACGGAAGCUGCGUGAACACCGAAGGCUCCUUCCAGUGUCUGUGUCAAACCGGCUUCACCACCAACCCAGAGAAGACCGCCUGCCUCGAUGUAGACGAGUGCGUGUCCUCCAGGGGUUCAGUCUGUGGCUCGCGGCGAUGUGAGAACACCAUCGGUUCCUACCGCUGCCUGACGUCCUGCCAGCCGGGCUACCAGGUGGCUUCGACGGGCCGCUGUGUCGACAUUAACGAGUGUGCAAAUAAGACCGUGUGUGGUGAUCACGCCUUCUGUCAGAACCUGAUCGGAACUUACCAGUGUGUCUGCGACCAGGGCUUCAUCUCCAUGGCUGACGGCAAGGCUUGUGUUGAUGAGGAUGAGUGUGUGUCUCUGCAGGGUGUGUGUGGUUUGGCUCGUUGUGAAAAUGUUGAGGGAUCCUUUAUGUGUGAGUGUGACGGACAGGGGGAGGAGUUUGACACCAGGACCAGACAGUGUGUCAACACUGUAGGACAAGGGCAGCCAGGAUUCACCUCCUCCUCGUCCUCGUAUCCCGGUGGGGGGGUGUUGAUGCCAGUGAUGCCGCCUCUCCCUGCAGCGCAGCCCGGCGAGCUCAGGGAGUGUUACUACAACCUGGCCGAGCAAGGAACCUGCAGCCUGCUGGCCACCAACAGCAGCCAGCAGGAGUGCUGCUGCACUGUGGGGGAGGCCUGGGGGCUGGGCUGUCAGUACCACACCUGUCCCCUGAUGGACACCGCCGAGUUUCUGUCUCUGUGUCCCAGUGGGAGAGGAUACGUCACAGCGGGUCCAGGAGCCUUCAGCUACAAAGAUGUGGAUGAGUGUAAGCGUUUUCAUCCUGAUGUGUGUAGAACGGAGUGGUGUGUGAAUAACAUCCCAGGAUACAACCUGCUACUGCUCCAGUGGAUACGUCUACGACGGGACGCUGCUGGAGUGUGUAGAUCAGAUGAGUGUGAGGAGGAGAGCUGUGUGGGAGGCAUCUGUGUCAACACAGUGGGCUCAUAUUAUUGCAGCUGUCAGCGCCCUCUGGUGCUCGAUGACACUCAACGCAACUGUGUCAACUCCUCCCUCCUCACUGUGGGUAAGACCCGCCUUCUUUUUCACACCUCACUGUGCUGGAGUUGA
Molecule: messenger RNA, 1317 nt
Organism: Thalassophryne amazonica
Lineage: Eukaryota; Metazoa; Chordata; Actinopteri; Batrachoidiformes; Batrachoididae
Product: latent-transforming growth factor beta-binding protein 4-like
Exons: 10
Coding region: 523-1317 (264 amino acids)
Molecular function (GO): calcium ion binding
Source: RefSeq, a predicted model, not a curated record